UUGUCCUUGUGCGAGUGACGCCAUGAAGCUAGUCGCGGUCAUCUUGCUGUGCCUGGCGGCAUCUGUCUUGUCAGAAAAAAGAAUCAUCAACGGGAGUCCAGCAGACCUGUACUCUCACCCCUACAUCGCCUCUCUGCAGGUGCUGGAAGUGAGUUUUUACUUCUCCUAUUGGAAACACAUCUGCGGAGGCUCUCUCAUCCACCAGAACUGGGUGCUCACUGCUGCUCACUGCGUAGACGGCAUCGAUACAAGACAAUUCCGGGUGAAGCUGGGAGCUCUGGAUCUGGAUGGGUCUACCCCCUACGAACAGGUCCGCUCUGUGAGGAGGGUGAUCAUGCACGAGAACUACAGCGACCGGCUGGCCGGUAUACCCAACGACAUCGCACUGAUCCACCUCAGCUCCCCAGCCUCUAUCAACAGGAACGUCAAGGUCGCUACUCUGGCCGGUGCAGGUUCUUCUUUCGACGACACAGAAUGCGUGCUGGCCGGAUGGGGCCUGAUCAGGACUGGGUCCUUCCCUGAAGAAGCCAACGUCCUGAAAGAGGUGAACAUCACCAAGAUCGACUCCUGGACAUGCAACCGUCUGUGGGACUACUCUGGUGUGACCGACAAGCACAUCUGUGUCCACGACGCCAGCCCGCCUGCCGGACAGCGUCCCAGCGCCUGUAUGGGGGACAGCGGAGGACCCAUGAUGUGUGGCCGAGGACAUGACAUCUUGGCCGGGGUCACUUCCUGGGGAGAGCGCACGUGCAGCGGAACUCUGCCCAGCGUCUACACCAGGGUCUCUGCCUAUCUCGGUUGGAUCAGGAAUAAGGCCCCCGAAGUCUUUAACUGAUCUCUUGGCAUCGCUGAUCGAUAAAGAAAGGUCCCGAAAUAAAUCCAGUUAAUGCUUCAAAUCAA
Molecule: messenger RNA, 900 nt
Organism: Aplysia californica (California sea hare)
Lineage: Eukaryota; Metazoa; Mollusca; Gastropoda; Aplysiida; Aplysiidae
Product: fibrinolytic enzyme, isozyme C-like
Exons: 1
Coding region: 23-835 (270 amino acids)
Biological process (GO): proteolysis
Molecular function (GO): serine-type endopeptidase activity
Source: RefSeq, a predicted model, not a curated record